This is a messenger RNA of Chelmon rostratus (copperband butterflyfish), 2025 nucleotides long. RefSeq names its product mesenchyme homeobox 2a (gene meox2a). The coding region runs from base 345 to 1295 and encodes 316 amino acids. NCBI's taxonomy places the organism in Eukaryota, Metazoa, Chordata, Actinopteri, Chaetodontiformes, Chaetodontidae. Gene Ontology annotation, cellular component: nucleus. Gene Ontology annotation, biological process: positive regulation of transcription by RNA polymerase II. The record is from RefSeq and is a predicted model, not a curated record. The transcript has 3 exons. Gene Ontology annotation, molecular function: RNA polymerase II cis-regulatory region sequence-specific DNA binding; DNA-binding transcription factor activity, RNA polymerase II-specific.
UCCUUCUGCUCCCAGCAUCGAGCUCCAGUCCCCUGUUCCUCCUGACAUCUGAGAGGCUCUGCUGCAGCUUAUCCUGGGCUAACUGUUUAUCCUGCACAGCCUGACAACGGGCCACAUGCUCCGGAUUAUCUCAGGACACCCAUUUCAAAACACACUUUGCUUUCUGCUCUGAGUCGACCAUCUGAACUUUUUAACUGAGGGAAAGAGUUCUGGGAUAGUCAAAGGGAAAAGAAGCAUCCUGGAUAUGUGCUUGUGAUCUUUUUGUUUUUGCUUGAUUUAGUAACUACAGCAUUUUAAACUUGCCCUUCUCGCCUCUCCUGGAGGGUCGUGUGUGUUUGCACGCGAUGGAUCACACACUUUUUGGCUGCCUGCGGAGCCCCCACGCCCCGGCUCAGGCCCUGCAUCCCGCCUUCACCCAGUCUCCCCUGACCCUGCACGGACGCUCGGACCACGUUUCCUACCCUGACCUGGCCUCUUCGUCGUCCUCCUCCUCCACCUCCUCACCGUCGCCCUGCAUCAUCUCCAGCUACCCGGUCGAUGACGGCCUGUUCCCCGGGCAGCACCACCACCACCACCACCCCCACCGCGGCCACCUGCCCUCCCAGCAGCAUCACCAUCCGCCUCAGCACCACGCAUCCUGGCAUAUCCCACAGAUGCCGUCACCUGGCGGUAACACGCGCCACAACCUUUGCCACCCGCACUCCCACUCAGCCCACGACAACGGGCCCACACCCCCGGACCUGGGCCACCCCGGUGGGCCCAGUAUGUGCGCCAGCACCCCGAGUCUGGGCAGCGGCAGCACCCCUACAGGGGCCUCCUGCGUGGCUGCAGACUUUGGCAGACAGACUCUGUCACCUGCUGAGGCCGAGAAGAGGAACAGCAAGAGGAAAAGUGACAGUUCAGAGUCCCAGGAUGGGAAUUACAAGUCAGACGUGAGCAGCAAACCCAGGAAGGAGAGGACGGCGUUCACCAAGGAACAGAUCCGAGAGCUGGAGGCCGAGUUUGCCCACCACAACUACCUAACCAGGCUAAGGCGCUACGAGAUCGCCGUGAACCUCGACCUCACUGAAAGACAAGUGAAGGUGUGGUUCCAGAACAGGAGGAUGAAGUGGAAAAGGGUGAAAGGCGGCCAGCAGGGGGCAGCAGCUCGAGAGAAAGAACUGGUGAAUGUGAAAAAGGGGACGUUGCUGCCGUCAGAGUUCUCUGGCAUCGCAGCGCUCCACCACUCGACGGACUCCUUAGCCAAUGAGGACAGUCACGACAGCGACCAGAGCUCCGAGCACGCUCACUUAUGAUGCACACACUCCCGUCCCUGCCCUCUCAGAGUAUAGGCCCUGCCUCUGCCUCAGGAUUGUCCUUAGAAGGACUGCUGUUUGCUGAUUCGCCAUCGUCAUACAACGAUGCUAAACAAGUGUACAAAUGUACAGAGGAAUGACGUGUGUAACAUAAUGCAGUCAUCAUGCAGGCAAAAGGAAAUUUCAAGAAGUGAGCACAUAAAACGAGGAUGCUAACAUAUUUCAACGUGCCAUUGGUUAAAACCUUCCUUGAUAAAUGCCAAAAAAAAGGAAUAAGACAAAAAUUGAAAUGUGGUGUUUUGGCUACACAGAUUCACUGAACAUUGCAUAACAUUUUGGAAAUCAUAUUUAGUGAAACUGUUGUAAACAUUCCAUGUUGUGUGUCUUAAGAGAAGCAGGCUUAGGCUUUGAUUUGCACUGCUGAACAUACAGUCUGCACUCCAGUCAGUUUAUACUGUAUAAAAUGUAAAUUACGAUGUAAUUGAGUUAUUGAUCAAAUCACGUGCCAGGAAAUCUAAUUUGCCUAGCUAAUAUAAAUGAUCUGUAAAUAAUUCUCAGUAUUGUCUUACCUUAACAAUAAUUUUAUACCCACACUAUCCAGCUCACACGCUAAUAAACACAGACAGUUCUUUGGUCAACACUUUUCUGCCUGGAGAUGACAUUUUGUAAACAAAUCUGAAACCUGAAAUAAGUAUUUUAUUAAAUCCUUUCAGGGAGAGUUGCAGAUCGA